GACCUCAAACAGUGAAACAUCAUGUGAGUUAGAAGCUGUAGUUUUAUUAUUCCCCAAAAUCUGACAGCUGCAGAAAACCAGAGGAAACACAAGCUGAAUCAUUGUUAUUCAUUUAAUGUCCAACCUGUGAGAAGCCCUGUGACUGUGCUCUGAAGGCAACUUGAAAUUUAAUCUCUCAGGAAUGUGUCAGUGCACAAUUACCAAUAACACUCUUGCAUUGACCAACAGUCCCAUCCACUUUACUUCAGAUACAAUGGGGCUAUUAUAUUACACACGCUGAGGCAGCCAUAGCAGCAGACACUGCUGUAUAACUGGGGGAUGAUGCACACGGCUCAGCCCUUAUACAAAUGGAUCAAAUCUACAUGAGACCUGUGCCGCAGAGAGAGCUGAGAGUGUUGAACCAAAAGGAGGACAGAGAUCUCCGGCAUAAACUCAACAUGCUGGACAAACAGUACCGCUACACCCGCAAAAUGCUUCAGCAAAGACGAGACUCGCUGAUGAACGAACAGAGAAGAGUGGUGAUGGUGAAAGUCUGUGAACCUAAAGCCACAGUCAACAUCGCCAUGAAAGAAAUCGGAGAACACAAGAACGCAGAGGAGCACUUCAGAGGGAUUCACACAUCUGACGGCGGAAGACUGCACUCCAGCAAACCCCAGCAUCACAGCAAGGGAUCUGAACCGGUGGAGCAGGGUCGGUCAAUAUCAGCUCCACCACCAUCGUCGGUUAAACCCACGAGUCCUGUGAGACACAGAGGCAACAUCCAGAGCAACGUGUCUCUCCUGCAGAUGAAAAAUAUUGCAACUAUUGACUCAAUAUCAGAAAAAGAGCUGGUGAGGCAACAGCAGAAAGCCAGAGAGGAACUGGAGAGGGUGAGGCAGCUCCAGAAGGAGAAUUUACACAAGAGGGUGACGGCGUUUAUAGAAAGUCUCAAAGACAAAGGCAGCGUGGAAAUACUUGUGGAACCUCUGUAGAGGAACCUGAAAGUUUGGAGUCAUUAACGCAACUUUUUACAGCUCAAUACCUCGACAUUCGCUACACCAAGAACAAAAAUGUUUUAUUAUAAACAAUGAGAAUGAAGUAUGUACAUAUUGUUUCAUUAAAUGUAAAAACAGAGCUUCAAUAUUUUAGAUUAAACAAUAUUCCCCAUCUUUUUCAUGGUUAACAAAGCUGUGUGCACUGGAGUCUCCAUGAGAAGGUGGCAGUUUUUCUUCCACUCUGGAGAAUCAGGAAG
Messenger RNA from Lates calcarifer (barramundi perch), 1231 nucleotides. RefSeq lists its product as uncharacterized. The record is from RefSeq and is a predicted model, not a curated record. Bases 348 to 971 code for a protein of 207 amino acids. NCBI's taxonomy places the organism in Eukaryota, Metazoa, Chordata, Actinopteri, Centropomidae. The transcript has 2 exons.